AGUGUUUCGUCUGUCUGUCAUUCUCAUCAGAUUCAGAGCGAGCGGUUCGAAAACCCAUAACGAAUCAAAAACAAACUUCCCCGUACAGAACAGAACAGAACACAGAAGCAAAGCAUUGGUACUUAUUACUCUGACACAUACACACUUUCUUCAACUCCCCUUUCUUAUUGCGAUAUCUAUCUAUUAGAAGAAACUCUGAUCCCUUCGCUAUGGCGGCUACUAUUGGAAAUUCAUUCAUCUCCAUCACUCCUCCCGAGCUUCGUUUUCAAUUUGAGUUGGAGAGGCAAUCAUUUUGCGAUCUUAAUGUUUUGAAUAAGACAGAGUACUUCAUUGCUUUUAAGGUGAAGACCACUUCACCGACUAAGUACUUUGUACGACCUAACACUGGUGUUAUACAUCCUAGGGAAUCGUGCAUCAUUAGAGUCACCCUCCAAGCCCAACGAGAAUAUCCUCCUGGCAUGCAAUUUAGAGAUAAGUUUCUCAUACAAACUACAACAGUGGAUCCAAACACCGAUGUUGAUGAUCUUCCGUCGGAUACUUUUAAUAAGGAUAGUGGAAGGUUAACAGAAGAGUUGAAACUAAGAGUUGUAUAUGUCUCUCCUACCUCACCUCAAGGAAGCACAAGAGAUGAUACAGUGACAAACUCCACACAAAAUCUUGAUACUUCUUCGAGUCAAGCCCUACAACAAUUGAAGGAGGAAAGAGAUGCCUCUGUCAGACAAGCACGGCAUCUGCAACAGGAACUGGACAUGCUGAAAAGGCGAAGAAAUCGUAGAAGUGAUCCGGGCUUUUCCUUCACCUUUGCCAUGUUUGUGGGCCUUAUUGGAUUCUUGUUUGGUUUGCUUUUGAAACUUUCAUUGUCUUCACCACCUACACAAUGAUUUCAUUUUGUUCAGAACCUUUGCAUGACGACCCUUUAGUGUUACUUAUUACUGUAAAGUUCUUUUUUCUGCUGGAAAGGAUUUUGUUUUCUUCAUUUUUUCAUUUGUUUAUAUAUUAAUCAUUUUGGAAUUUCCUUAUUUGAAAAUUUACUACCCUUAUUAGUUACGGAUAUUACUAUGCAUCUUGGAUAAUAAUAUAGCAAAACUAAGGCAUCAAACAAACAAACGGACUGUUCUAUGAAAA
This is a messenger RNA of Medicago truncatula (barrel medic), 1125 nucleotides long. Its product is annotated as vesicle-associated protein 2-1. The transcript is spliced from 7 exons. Lineage: Eukaryota; Viridiplantae; Streptophyta; Magnoliopsida; Fabales; Fabaceae. Gene Ontology annotation, biological process: endoplasmic reticulum membrane organization. Bases 210 to 881 code for a protein of 223 amino acids. The record is from RefSeq and is a predicted model, not a curated record. Gene Ontology annotation, cellular component: endoplasmic reticulum membrane; plasma membrane.